AUGAUGAGGUUCAUCGCUGCCAUCCACUUGGUUACCUUAUUGGUUUCCGCCAACAGUAUCGUGUCUUACGAAGGAUAUCAGGCUCUUCGCGUGCGUUUCGGAGGAGACCUCCCAGCCGUGCAAAGAAAACUCUCCAAGCUCUCGUAUGACGAAUGGGAGCGAACCGCUGACGAUAUCACGAUCACACUUUCCCCCGAGCAAAUUCCAGCCUUCAAGAGCCUAGGUCUUAAAUAUGACGUUAUGCAUGGUGACCUGGGCGCAUCCAUCAACGCAGAGUCUGCAUCCGGCGCUGAGUGGAAGAGGCAAAUUGAUGACUUAGCUUGGUACGACUCUUAUCACCCAUACGAUGACCACAAGGCGUACUUUGAGGAACUUCACGCGGCUCACCCGGAUCACUCGGAAAUCAUCUCUACCGGAACUUCUUAUGAAGGUCGAGACAUUUUUGGCAUUCAUUUCUGGGGAGAUGAGGGCCCCGGUAAGCCAGCAAUUGUCUUCCACGGCACUGUUCACGCCAGAGAAUGGAUCACGGCACCCGUCAUCGAAUACCUAACCCUGCAGCUUCUGACCGGCUACCGCAACGACAACCAGACAACUGUCGCCCGGGACAGUUAUGACUUCUACAUCUUCCCUUUUGUGAACCCCGAUGGAUUCGUCUACACGCAGACAAACGACCGCCUUUGGCGUAAAAACAGGCAGCCUCCUCCUAACAACUCGACAGUCUGCUGGGGCUGCGACAUCAACCGCAACUGGCCCUACAAGUGGGAUGCUAACCCGAACGGCGCCUCGGCUGACCCGUGCCACUUCGGCUACAAGGGUGAGGCCCCAGGCGACACCCCCGAGAUGGCCGGCCUGCACGCCUUCAUCGACCGGCUUCGCGACACGAACGGCAUCAAGCUCUUCAUCGACUGGCACAGCUACAGCCAGUACCUCCUCGCGCCGCUCAGCUGGAACUGCACCCAGUAUAUUCCCAAGCUGGGCCAGCACAUCAACCUGGCACGGCGCGCGACGCAAGCCAUUCGCGAGGUCGAGGGCACGCAGUUUGUCUUUGGACCGAGCUGUGCCACGCUUUACGUGGCUACAGGGUACAGCAUUGACUAUGCGUAUAAGGUGGGCAAGGCUGACUGGGCAUAUCUCAUUGAGCUUCGGGAUACGGGGAAUCACGGGUUCGUGCUGCCGCCGGCGCAGAUCAGGGGGAGUGCAGAGGAGCAAUGGGCGGGAUUCAAGACGAUUCUGCAGUAUGUGGACGUUGAGGAUAUUUUUGAAGCCUGA
Messenger RNA from Verticillium dahliae VdLs.17, 1269 nucleotides. RefSeq names its product carboxypeptidase A5. Gene Ontology annotation, molecular function: zinc ion binding; metallocarboxypeptidase activity. The record is from RefSeq and is a predicted model, not a curated record. The coding region runs from base 1 to 1269 and encodes 422 amino acids. The transcript has 2 exons. Gene Ontology annotation, biological process: proteolysis. NCBI's taxonomy places the organism in Eukaryota, Fungi, Ascomycota, Sordariomycetes, Glomerellales, Plectosphaerellaceae.